AAUUUUGAAUCUUGGGAGAAACCAAAACAUGCGAGUGCGAGAGAUUAUCGAGCAUUAGAUGAACCAGACGCCAUGGACGCUCAAAUCAUUUCGAGACGUCCUGAAGAAAUGCAUAGCGGAGAGAGAUCUCUUCACAGGAAAGUCCCUUCACGCGCUUUACGUGAAAUCUCUCCUCUCUCCUUCGACUUACCUCUCCAAUCACUUCGUUCUUCUCUACUCCAAAUGCGGUCUCCUCGUCGCCGCACGCGCUGCCUUCGACUCCACAUACGAACCCAAUGUAUUCUCCUACAACACCAUAAUCGCAGCGUAUGCGAAAGAAUCGAAAAUCCAUAUUGCCCGCAAGCUGUUCGAUGAAAUUCCACAACCUGACGUCGUUUCUUACAACACGCUUAUCUCGGGCUACGCCGACGCUGGGGAAUCUGUUCAGGCGAUGAUCUUGUUCAAGAGAAUGAGAGAAUUGGGUUUCGAAUUAGAUGGGUAUACUCUAUCAGGGUUAAUAGCAGCUUGUCGUGACAAGGUUUGUCUGGUCAGGCAGCUACACGGCAUCGCCAUCUCUGGCGGUUUCGAUUCUUAUGCUUCGGUGAAUAAUGCAUUUCUUACUUACUACAGCAAAAAUGGGUUUCUGAACGAGGCGAUAUCGGUGUUUAAUGGGAUGGAUGAAGAGGUAAGAGAUGAAGUUUCAUGGAAUUCGAUGAUCGUUGCUUAUGGGCAACACAAGGAAGGGAAAAAGGCUUUGGCUUUGUACAGGGAGAUGGUAGGGAAGGGAUUAGAAAUCGACAUGUUUACAUUGGCGAGCGUUUUAAGUGCAGUCACGAGCUUGGCCGAUUUGGUAAGUGGCAGUCAGUUCCAUGGUAAGUUGAUCAAGACUGGAUUUCAUCGGAAUUCCCACGUGGGCAGCGGUCUGAUUGAUUUGUACUCAAAGUGCGGUGGUCGUAAAGGGAUGUCGGAAUCAGAAAAGGUCUUUGAAGAGAUUCCUUCACCAGAUUUGAUUCUUUGGAACACUAUGAUUUCUGGGUAUUCGUUAAACGAGGAACUCUCUGAAGAGGCCGUGAAGAGUUUCAGACAGAUGCAACGGUUUGGACAUCGUCCUGAUGAUGGCAGCUUUGUUUGUGUGAUUAGUGCAUGCUCCAACCUGUCGCUGUCUCAGGGGAAGCAGAUUCAUGGGUUAGUGAUCAAAUCACAUAUCCCAUCGAACGAAAUCUCAGUAAACAAUGCCUUGGUUGUCAUGUACUACAAAUGCGGAAACCUCCGAGAUGCAAGAAAGGUAUUUGAUUGUAUGCCGGAACAUAAUAUCGUAUCAGUAAAUUCUAUGAUUGCUGGUUAUGCCCAACAUGGACGAGGAGCAGAAGCCCUGCUUCUAUGCCAACAAAUGCUGGAUUCAGGUUCUGCCCCGAACAACAUAACCUUUGUUUCCAUCCUUUCUGCUUGUGCACACUGUGGGAAAGUCGAAGAGGGUCAAAAGUAUUUCAACAUGAUGAAGGAGGAGUUCAAGAUUGAACCAGAACUCGAGCAUUAUUCUUGUAUGAUCGAUCUUCUAGGCCGAGCAGGGAAGCUCGAGGAGGCUGAGAUAAUCAUAGAGACAAUGCCAUUCAAGCCAGGCCAUGUCCCUUGGGCCGCCUUACUCGGUGCUUGCAGAAAACAUAAGAACAUAGAGCUAGCAAAGAAAGCGGCCAACCAGCUCAUCAAGAUUCUACCUUCAAAUGCUGCACCAUAUGUAAUGUUAGCUAAUAUGUACACAGAAUCAAAAAAUUGGGAAGAGGUGGCUGCUGUGAGGAAGCUGAUGAGGGAAAGAGGGAUAAGGAAGAAACCGGGUUGUAGCUGGAUUGUGGUAAAGAAGAAGAAACAUGUGUUUGUGGCCGAAGAUUGGUCCCACCCGAAGAUAGGGGAAGUGAACGAGUAUCUAGAGGAGAUGAUGAAGAAGAUCAAGAGAGAAGGGUAUGUAAUGGAGGAGAAGUGGGCAAUGGUGAAAGAGGACGAGGCCAUGGAAGGGGAAAAGGAGAUCAGGUUAGGACAUCACAGCGAGAAGUUAGCUGUUGCUUUCGGGUUGAUGUCUACAAGUGAAGGGGAAGAUAUAGUUGUGGUGAAGAACCUAAGAAUAUGUGGGGAUUGCCACAAUGCAAUAAAGUUUAUGUCUGCAGUUACAGGAAGAGAGAUCACUGUUAGGGAUAACCUUAGAUUUCAUUGCUUCAGAGACGGGGAAUGCUCCUGCGGGGAUUAUUGGUGAUGUUGAACCUGCGAACACAAAACCAGCAGACAGAUUUGGUUGUAGACUUGUGUUAGAAUUUCACCUGAGUUACAUGAAUAUGAAAAUAUUUGAUAAAUAGGUGGCAGAGUACAAUAUUCAAUGUCAAAAAUAUAUCACACGAAAUACAACGAGGAUCUGCUACGCGGGGGGUGAAUUUUUUGGAAGGAUUUGAUCUAUUGCUUUAAAUGUAAAAGCGCAUGUAUAAAAAAAACA
Tarenaya hassleriana is the source of this 2458-nucleotide messenger RNA. Its product is annotated as pentatricopeptide repeat-containing protein At3g49710. Gene Ontology annotation, molecular function: protein binding; zinc ion binding; RNA binding. Gene Ontology annotation, biological process: RNA modification. The record is from RefSeq and is a predicted model, not a curated record. Lineage: Eukaryota; Viridiplantae; Streptophyta; Magnoliopsida; Brassicales; Cleomaceae. The transcript is spliced from 2 exons. Bases 59 to 2224 code for a protein of 721 amino acids.